CUGCCACUGGUCGGGUGGCCGAAUGACGAAGCAGCAGGUCGUUAUUUCAUUAAUACAAGCUCAUGUUGUCUCAUAAGAGACUGCCGAGCACCAGAGAAGUCAAAGCAGAGCCAAACAGCGCGGAAUCAGUACGAGCUAACGGAAGGUACUUAGCGAUACACAGACAGGAUGGCAGCCUUUGGAAGGGAAAAUUCUACGACGACGACGACGAUGACGACGUCGACGACGACAGCAGUGGCGGCUAUAACCACAGUUCUAUUCGACCUGGACAACACGUUGAUCGAGACUAGAAAGGGGGAUAGUUUAGCCUGUAGAAAGCUGUCUGAGGAAUUGACUCAGGAGUACGGAGUGCCGCAAGAAUUGUCGAGCAAAAUAACGACCAGUUAUUUGAAGCAGUUUAGAAAAUGCCCGGACAAUCCAAAGUAUAGUUUAGACGUCUGGAGGAUAUCGCUGUGGAGCAAAGCGCUGGGCGAAAGUUACUCGUACCUGACCAAAGCUGUCUACGAAAGAUGGCUGGAGCUGAGAUACCACUACCUCGCGCUCGCCGGCGACACAAUCUCCAUGCUGCUUCAGCUCAGGAAGAAAUACCUCAUCGCUUUAAUCACAAACGGACCGUCCAACGCACAGUGGGAAAAAAUCCGUAAGCUCUCGUUGAACCAGUACUUCGACCUCAUUCUAGUCUCCGGAGAUCUUCCAUGGGAAAAACCUGACCCGAGGAUAUUCGAGGAGGCCUGCCAAUGCCUGAAAGUCACACCGGUCGAGUGUAUUAUGGUCGGCGAUAAGCUGGAGACCGACAUUCAAGGGGGCAUCGAAGCUGGGCUUGGAGGAACGGUGUGGAUACCGACGACAGACAAGCCGCGACUUUGCGCUGGGGAUCCGAAGCCGGACGUGACUAUAAAACACGCCACCGAUGUCUCCAGUGUCCUGAAUCGUGGGCCAGGAGCACCGGAGCUGGAAGAUUCGUCGUCGAAUGCUUCGGACGGCAGCUGAUGGGAGGAUAGAUCGUUCUUCGAGACACGUGUCAUGUCUCAAUUCUCAGUAGAGAUAUAUUAUAAAGUUACGAGACUUAAUUUAGCUAAUUUCGCAUAGAGAACCCCUCCUAAAAACGUCUGGCACUUCGUCUUGUCACUUUACGAAUUUAACCGUUCGUAGAUACUUUUAUUCAUAUUAUCAUUACUAUUCUCACCCGCGGAAGCAGUAAUUUGGACUAGCUAUCUUAAAGGGUGAAGGGGAAAAGUAAAUGAAAUAUCGAAGAAAUGAUGUUUCGACGAUACUUUGAAACAUCGAUAUCUUAUUGUAGAACUUAUUCUAGUUUUUUUUUAUUAUUACUACCUUGUUUUUCUUUCUCUUUUUCCACUAAAGCAGAUGAUUAGGUAUUUAAAUGCAUCGCUAUAGAAUGUACAAAGUGUUCUUCGAAGAGUUGUAAAAAAUCUGUUUUCAAAUCCUUGAACACGUUCGUAGUGUUGUUUCAAGGUCUUGGCUUGCGCAAGUUCGAUUCUUACAAUAGACGUUAGUCAACUCGGAGAUCGGGAUCUUUUCUAACCAGAGCCAGAACCAACGAACGAUUUGGUAGACUGCAAUACUAGACUGUUAUUAAUUAUAAAUUUCUUAUAAUAUACGUAUAACAUAGGUACUUGAUUCAUCGUCGAUUAAUUCAUUUAUAAAACUAACACUUUGCGAUACGUUUUCUCCAGCAACGUAAGUCUCAGAAUGAUUCAAUUGUCUUAGGUUGUAGAGUAGGCUGGUCGUACUUUCUUUUUUCUCUUUCUUUCCCUCGUCAUUCGAUACUUAUUUUAUUUUUAUUUUCUUACCACUUCCCGGUAUUUUCUAUUCAUUUCCGCUUCGCCCCCUUAUGACGUGAUCAACCGACCCAGUUGCAGCGUAGAGUAAAUGGAUGGAUAUUCGUACGUAAAUUACAAACGUCGUUGAAAUAUUAUUACUAUUGUUAUUGUCAUUGUUAGUCGGUAAUGGUAAUUAUAGAAAAUCGAACGAACCAUAUCGACUCCUAUUUAACUCCAGAAAAACAAUUCACUUGAAGAUAAAUCGUAGAUAAUUUAGAUAUAUUAAUACAUGUAUGUACAAAGACAGGAGCACGCUUAAUACGUGCGUCGCUUAAUAUUGCCGUAAAGAUUGAG
Messenger RNA from Diprion similis, 2135 nucleotides. RefSeq names its product N-acylneuraminate-9-phosphatase. Bases 169 to 990 code for a protein of 273 amino acids. Lineage: Eukaryota; Metazoa; Arthropoda; Insecta; Hymenoptera; Diprionidae. The record is from RefSeq and is a predicted model, not a curated record. Gene Ontology annotation, molecular function: hydrolase activity. The transcript has 3 exons.